Messenger RNA from Brassica oleracea var. oleracea, 759 nucleotides. RefSeq lists its product as uncharacterized. The record is from RefSeq and is a predicted model, not a curated record. Lineage: Eukaryota; Viridiplantae; Streptophyta; Magnoliopsida; Brassicales; Brassicaceae. The coding region runs from base 1 to 759 and encodes 252 amino acids. The transcript has a single exon.
AUGGGCAACCUGAGUUAUUUUCUAGGCAUUGAAGUUGUUCGUACAUCACAAGGCUUACAUCUCAAACAAAGGAAGUACAUUACCGAUCUUCUUGAGAAAGCGGACAUGCUACAUCCUAAGCCGGUUGCAACUCUGCUUCCUACUCAUCCAAAGCUCACACUCAACUCUGGUUCGCCACUAGCUGAUCCGCAGCCCUAUCGCAGGAUCGUCGGUAGCCUCCAGUACCUUGCUCUAACACGCCCAGGUGUGUCAUACGCUGUCAAUAAACUCUCACAGUAUAUGCACUGUCCUACUUCAGAUCACUGGCAAGCAGUUAAACAAGUCCUUCGCUAUCUCUAUGGUACUCUUGAUCAUGGAAUAAUGUUGUGUAAACAGCAAACAUCAACUCUUCAUGCCUAUUCUGGCGCGGACUGGGCUGGAGACUCCGAUGAUUACGUAUCAACAAAUGCAUAUCUCAUCUUCUUGGGUUCUCAGCAUGUUUCAUGGUCAACAAAGAAGCAAAAAGGCGUGACUCGCUCCUCAACAGAAGCGGAAUAUCGCGCAGUUGCGAACACUGCAUCCGAGCUUAGCUGGGUAGUCUCUCUUCUUCUUGAGCUUGGCAUGCCUGUUACUGCAACUCAAACCGCGUACUGUGACAACCUUGGCGCCAAUCCAGUUUUCCACUCUAGGAUGAAACAUAUAGCCCUUGAUUAUCACUUUGUCCGCGGCCAGAUACAGAAUCACCGUCUACGUGUGCAACACGUCUCUACACAUGAUUAG